Molecule: messenger RNA, 936 nt
Organism: Balearica regulorum gibbericeps (East African grey crowned-crane)
Lineage: Eukaryota; Metazoa; Chordata; Aves; Gruiformes; Gruidae
Source: RefSeq, a predicted model, not a curated record
GCAGAGCUGGCCAGGAUGUACAAAAACGAAGGGAACGAGUACUUCAGGGAGAAGGACUACAGGAGAGCUGUCACGGCCUACACCGAGGGGCUGAAAAAGCAGAGCGAGGACGCGGAGCUGAAUGCCGUGCUGCACACGAACCGGGGGGCAGCCCAGUUCUACCUGGGUAACUACCGUUCUGCUCUCAAUGAUGCCAUCCAAGCGAAGAAGCUGAAGCCCACCCAUCUCAAAGCAAUCAUAAGAGGAGCUCUCUGUCACAUGGAGCUAAAGAAUUUCUCUGAAGCAAUAGCAUGGUGUGAGGAAGGCUUGCGAAUAGAUUCAAAAGAGAAAAAGCUUGUGGAAAUGAGAGCUAAAGCUGACAAAUUAAAGCGAGCUGAGGAGCGGGAUGCAAGGAAAGCAAAGGUGAUGGAGAAGAAAGAGCAGCGCCAAAAGGAAAUUUUGCUUGCAGCAAUAAAGGAAAGAAAUAUCAAGCUGGUUCUUGAGCCUUCAAAUGAAGAAGAGGAAAUAUCAGAUGGCCUGGCCGAGAUAUCCUUAGAUGGGUUCCACUCUGACAAUGCUACAGGGGCAAAGGUGCACUUAGAUGCUGAUGGCAACCUCAGCUGGCCUGUCCUUUUUCUGUACCCUGAGCAUGAGCAGACAGACUUCAUUGCGGCUUUCCAUGAGAACUCUAGGUUUAUUGAUCAUUUAAUGGUGAUGUUUGCUGAGUUACCUCCUUGGGAUUUAGAAAGAAAAUACCUUCCCAGCAAUCUUGAGCUCUAUUUUGAAGAUGAAGAAAGAGCAGAAAUGUACGAGCUGAACCCAGAGCAGACAUUGCUACAAAUGCUGCAGCACCAAAGGUAUUUUGUAAAGGCUGGGACUCCCACAGUUUUGGCAUUUGUAAAACGUUCUCCUUUCUCUAAGAAGUACUUCUGUGGCAAGAAGGUGCAUCGAUUAUAA